Brettanomyces nanus is the source of this 3030-nucleotide messenger RNA. RefSeq lists its product as uncharacterized. The record is from RefSeq and is a predicted model, not a curated record. Bases 1 to 3030 code for a protein of 1009 amino acids. Lineage: Eukaryota; Fungi; Ascomycota; Pichiomycetes; Pichiales; Pichiaceae. Gene Ontology annotation, molecular function: phosphatidylinositol binding. The transcript has a single exon.
AUGACGCUUUCAAAAGAUGGCGGUCCAUUAAAUCCGACGCAGCAGCACUACCUCAAAAAGGAGCUCCUUAAUAUAGAGAUAAUUACUGAGUUUAACAAAUUGUCGCCUACAUACAACGAUACCACCGGAUUAAGACGGUUUGGUCCUCCUUUUAAGUGCUAUGAUCCUAAGAACGCGGCAAUUAAUUCUGAACAGCUUCGCUAUUCAAUGAGCUCAGAACAGAUUGAAAUGUACAAUGAACAAUUCCCCAUCUUGAGGUUUUUCUUGAACCAGUAUGUGGCAGGAUUUCCGUUCAUUAAAAUGCACCUAAAGAAACUUGGAUCGACCACAGAGGACCAAAGUUUCUUCUGGGACAAGAUACAAGUUUUGUUUGAAGUGUGGAAGUCCAAGAGAAUUAGUAACAGCAACGACCGUGGAGAAUUGUCAAGGAGACAGCUUGCCCUAUAUAAGACGAAAUCCUUGAUGUUGAUGCUGUUCAAUUCUGCUAUAAGAUGCACCGGUGACGAUAUUUAUUUUGGUACAGACUCUACAGAGCGAAAUGCGUACAAGAAAUUGCAGAAGCUGAUUGGAGAUGGGAAGUCCAAGGAGGUAGAUAACGAGUCAGAUCUAGAAAGUCUAAACAAUUUCGAUGAAAGUCAGUAUAUCGAUGGAUUGGACAUUAAUGUUGCUGGAGUUUGCAAAUUGGACGAUACAGCUGUUGGAUUAACGAAAUCUCACUACAUAUUUUUGUUAAGGGUCAGAGAUGAAGAGACAGACAAAGAAUGGUAUGUGAAAAGACGAUACUCUGACUUUGCUCAGUUUCACAAGCAGAUUCGAUUGACAUAUGCUGGGAACAACAUUCCUUAUCUACCGAUAAAGGACAAAUCAAGGUCUUCUUAUACAGAGGAAAUUGACGAAGAAGAUGAAACUAACAGUAUUACAAGCUCUGUCCUGUCCUCAGCUGUUUCCCAAGAAUCCGCCAAUACAUCCACAAGUAUAUCAGUGAUGGAGAGAAGCUUUCUGAAGACGUUUGGACUUCAAUCUUCAAGAACAGAAGUAAGCGAAUCAUCAUCGACCAAGUUGGCUGUCACAUUUCCCCGAGAAAACUUGCGUGUCUCGUUAAGGGGAUACUUAAGAUCUUUGUCCGGUAUAGAGGUGGUUAGACAAUCACCAGAAUUCAUGAAGUUUCUUGGAGAGUCUCCAGAACUAUUGACGGAAUCUGAGCUACUAGAUAUCCGUGCAAGAGAAAGAUUGGAUUACUUAGUCAACUUACAGCAUCUUAAGUUUCAAAGAGAAACAAUUAAAGUAGUCAAGAGGAUUGAGAAAUCAAUGACCGACUUGAAAGAGGAGGUGGUGAACUCUGGAAUGGAAUACGUAUUUGAGCAACUCAGAACUCACGAGACUAUCGAAAGUUUGACUCCACCGUUCAAAGCUCUUGUUCAACUCAUAGAACUAGAGGUAGCAAGUACUGAGUACGAGUUACUUAUAGGAAGCGAUAGUGCAAGAGAUACAUUCAGGAGUGUGAAGAGGAUGCAUACCUUGUUUCCAUAUAAAAUGAUUGCCACCAUUAUGAGGUUCACAAACCCAUUGCAGGUUGCUAAGAAAAUGAUAGAUAUAUUCACAUAUCAAAUGCCUCAUAUUUUCCGCAAGGGAAGAAGACAAUCACUGUUGCAACUGUUCUUUACUGGGAUGCUAAAUGACGAUGUCAAGAAGGCUGAGAAAGAUAUCGAACAAGCCAGAGAAAAGUUUGAAGAGGGGACAAAUGCCAAUCCUGAAUACACUUCGGUCUUGAGGAAGAUCGAAGAGUAUUUUGAGGUUAGCGAUAAUAUGGUAUUACAAAUUAAGAAGAAGGCGGAAUAUUUUGGGAUGGAUUUAUUGAUGAGUUUGUUACUAGAAGAAGGAUUGAAGACUCCCAUUCCGGACAGAAUUUCAGCUGAAUUGAUCGAGUCAUAUAAGCUGCAAAAAGCCAAAAAGUCAAAACAUUCGAGUGAUACUACGCUAUAUCGAAUGGCCGAGAUAUAUUUUCAAUUUCAGAUUAAAAAGUCCGAUCGUUCCAUGCUUAUAGAACUAUGGGAAGGUACAGAAAUGAUGGCUGUCACCAAGGAAGUAUUUGCAAUUUUUUUUGAACCACUAAUAGCACUUUUCAAGAAGGCAGAACUGUACAGAUACAUUCCAAUAUUUGCCAAAUAUAUGAGUGAAUUGAUUGGAUUGGUUGAACAGUACCAACGUGACUAUAGUAAAUUUAACCAGACUGAUAUCGUGGCAUCUUUUAUGGCAUUAGAGGAUAAGUAUGCCCAGUACGGAUACGAGUUCCUUCAUAACUUGUACCUGAAAGAUUUGGCUACGGUGGAUGAGGACGAAAGAGUUUUUGACGGAAUAGCCAGAUGGCUCGAUGGAUUCGUCAAGCUUCUACAAUUUACCAAAGAGAAUGGAGAUCACUUGGGGGUCAGCAUUGAUAUGAACGAACUCUUGCUCAGCACCGUCAAAAAAGAGGAGGACAGAGAACGCAUAGUAUUCCGGGUGGAUGAGAUUAUAGCCGGUAUUGAGAAAAAGAAGCAGUAUUAUUACGAAAAAAUGAAGGCAGAAGGGACGGAAAACAUUCAAAUUGGUCUGGAUAAUGAUGAUAACGACUACCUAAAGAAACACCGAAACGAAAAGUUGACCAAGAACUGGGAUAAAAUUAACAGCAGAGUUAUAAGGCUGACCAAUAAACUGGGAGAAAGUGGGGAUAAGCCGGGAGAAAAUAGAGGUGGAGGUGUUUAUGGAGUGAUCGGACUCAACGAUGCAGAUAUUCAGGAGAUGAACUUAGAUUUGAUGGAGGAUGAGAAAUACGACGCAACAGAAAAUCCAGUGUCAAUUAGACAAUCGAGAAGAGGUUCAGAGUUUUUACUUGCAUAUAGGAAGGCCAACUCUGAGGGAAGAUUAGAGAGUGAUGCAGACUAUAAGAAUUUACAGGAAUGGGAAGAUACAAAAUACCGGGAAGACUUGGGAAAAUUGGCAGACACGUUCAGGAAGCGUAUAUAUGAAGUGCUCAAGCAGUUUCAGGGGUAA